AGCAAUUUCGUAAGAUCGAAUUGAACAUAAAUAUUAUAUAAUUAAUCAAAAUUUCACAUUAUCAUUAAAAACUUUAAAAUUUUAAAUUGCAAAGAUUAAUAAGAACAUUAUAGUCUAAUAAACUAGCGCAUUAUGGGUAGAAGAAGAAAAGUUAUCUGGCAAUUUUACAACAAGAAAGGAAAAGCAGUGAUGUGCAAAUUUUGCCAUAGAAGGUUUGUUUCCAAAUGUGAAUAAAAUGAAAAAACACACUUUGAGGGGUUUACACUGUCCCAUAAAUAUAAAAAAAUCUUGCCAAAGCAAAUAAGGUUGUCUUUCGAAUAUAUAUGAGGCACUGCAGAGCAAAGUAAAAGCAGAUUUAAAAGAUUCUAAAAAUUUGCAUUUACAACGUGAUGGAUGGAGUAACCUUCGUAACGAGUCAAUUAUUAAUUUUGUCAUUACCAAACCGAAACCACGUUUUGUCGACUUUAUAAUUACCAAAACCAACAGACACCUUGCCAAAUAUUUGUCAAAUUAAACGCAGAAUGUGUUAGAAGAGUAUGGACCUGCAAAAAUUUCUGGUUAUCGUUGGUGACAAUGUUGCAAAUAUGAGAGGAGCUUUUCGAUUAUUAACCGAAAAAUUCGAUCACAUUGUGCCAUUAGGCUGCAUUGCUCACCUGCUGCAUUUAGUUUGGAAUGACAUAUUGAGGUGCGUUUCUAUCAAAAAAUGUAUGGCAAAAGUUACAGAUGCUAUAAAAACUAUGAAAAACAGUCAUAUUAUCCACAGUCUAUAUUUUGGGUACAAGUUGACAAAAUGAUAAAUAUUUUGAGGCCAAUUGUUGAUCAGUUGCAGAAGAAAUAAUGGAUGCCAUAGAAUUUAUAAUUGACACAGCUGCAAAAAUUGGAUUGGGACUAAAAAUUGGCGAAAUUAGUGGUCUUCUAGCAAUUUAUAGAGAUAAGGAAGGCAUAUGGUCAAAAAGGUUCAUCUGGGAAGGAAUGGAAGAUAUCAAUCCUCUUACUCAGUGGAGAGGUAACUGUGGCACGAAUAUACUAGCAGACGUUGCAAUUAGGAUUAUGAGUGCACCUGUAACUUCUGCUGCUACUGCACGAUCCUUUAGCACUUUCAGUUGGAUUCAUAUUAAAAAAAGAAAUCGAUUGACUACAGAAAGAGCUAUCAAAAUUACUUACUUAGCUUAGAAUUGGACAUUUCUAAUGUUCAAUCACUCUGAUUCAGACAAUUAAGAUAUUGUGAAAUAUAUGUUUUAAUUUCAAUAAAUAUUUUUC
Molecule: messenger RNA, 1260 nt
Organism: Psylliodes chrysocephalus
Lineage: Eukaryota; Metazoa; Arthropoda; Insecta; Coleoptera; Chrysomelidae
Source: the annotation of a GenBank genome assembly